AUGCCCCAAAUCAUUCACAAAUCUGCCUGGGGCGAUAUCCCUCUAUCCACCUUUUUCUACGGAAACGUGACGGACUAUCUCCGGAGUAAAAAGUCGUUUGGAUCCGACAAAAUCGGCUACAUUGACGCAGAGACGGGCGAGGGAAUCACCUACAAACAGCUGUGGAAAUUGGCCAAUGGAAUCUCGGCCGUAUUGUACCAUCACUAUGGUAUCGGACACGCCAGAGCUCCUGUAGCUUCGGAUCAUACUCUCGGAGACGUGGUGAUGCUGCAUGCUCCAAACUCGCGGUUCUUCCCCUCCUUGCACUAUGGAAUGCUCGAUAUGGGAUGCACUAUCACCUCUGCAAGCGUGUCUUAUGAUGUAGCUGAUCUGGCUCAUCAAUUGCGAGUCACGGACGCUAGUCUUGUCCUGUGCUACCAGGAAAAAGAAAACAACGUGCGACAAGCAAUCAAAGAAGCCCAAAAAGAUGCUGCCUUCCCGGGAAUCACCCAUCCAGUGAGAAUUCUGCUCAUUGAGAAUCUACUCACAAUGGCCUGCAAUAUUUCGGAAGAAAAGAUCAACUCGGCCAUGGCCAGAAAGUUCGAAUACUCGCCCCAAGAAUGCACCAAGCGAAUUGCCUACUUGUCAAUGUCGUCAGGAACCACCGGUGGUAUCCCCAAGGCUGUAAGACUCACCCAUUUCAACAUGUCGAGCUGUGAUACUCUAGGAACCCUGUCUACUCCUUCCUUUUCUACGGGAGAUGAUAUUCGAGUAGCAGCUAUCGUUCCAAUGACCCAUCAGUAUGGUCUGACGAAGUUCAUUUUCAACAUGUGUUCAUCUCAUGCUACUACUGUUGUUCAUCGCCAAUUCGAUCUGGUCAAACUACUCGAGUCCCAGAAGAAGUACAAACUCAACAGACUCAUGCUGGUGCCUCCUGUGAUUGUCAAGAUGGCCAAAGAUCCGGCCGUGGAGCCUUACAUUCCCUCCUUGUAUGAACAUGUCGACUUCAUAACUACAGGAGCCGCCCCUCUUCCUGGAUCUGCCGUCACAAACCUGCUGACUCGAAUCACAGGCAACCCUCAAGGCAUUCGGCACUCUCAGUCUGGCAGACCUCCACUGACCAUCUCUCAGGGUUAUGGUCUCACAGAGACUUCCCCUCUAUGUGCUGUGUUCGAUCCCCUUGAUCCUGACGUUGAUUUCCGAUCUGCUGGAAAAGCUACCUCUCAUGUCGAGAUCCGAAUAGUAUCUGAAGACGGAGUUGACCAGCCUCAGCUCAAACUCGACGACUUGUCCCACCUGGACGGCAUGUUGAAACGAGAUGAGCCUCUGCCUGUGGGAGAGGUGCUUAUUAGGGGCCCCAUGAUUAUGGACGGAUAUCACAAGAAUCGUCAGUCUUCAGAGGAGUCUUUUGACCGGUCGCAGGAGGACCCCAAAACACUCAUUCAUUGGCAAGACAAGUGGCUCAAGACUGGAGAUAUCGGUAUGGUCGACCAAAAGGGCAGACUCAUGAUAGUGGACCGGAACAAGGAGAUGAUCAAAUCCAUGUCCAAACAGGUGGCUCCGGCUGAACUGGAAUCUUUAUUGCUGAACCACGACCAGGUCAUUGAUUGUGCCGUCAUUGGAGUCAACUCAGAAGCUAAGGCUACAGAGAGUGCCCGUGCCUUCUUGGUACUGAAGGACCCAUCUUAUGAUGCUGUAAAGAUCAAGGCUUGGUUGGACGGUCAAGUGCCCUCGUAUAAACGACUCUACGGAGGAGUGGUUGUGCUAAAGAACGAACAGAUCCCAAAGAAUCCCUCUGGAAAGAUCCUGAGACGAAUUCUGAGAACCAGAAAGGACGAUUUCAUUCAGGGCAUUGAUGUGAGUAAGUUGUAA
Molecule: messenger RNA, 1851 nt
Organism: Yarrowia lipolytica CLIB122
Lineage: Eukaryota; Fungi; Ascomycota; Dipodascomycetes; Dipodascales
Biological process (GO): secondary metabolic process
Molecular function (GO): CoA-ligase activity
Source: RefSeq, a predicted model, not a curated record